Messenger RNA from Acipenser ruthenus (sterlet), 2959 nucleotides. Its product is annotated as zinc finger protein 883-like. The transcript is spliced from 3 exons. NCBI's taxonomy places the organism in Eukaryota, Metazoa, Chordata, Actinopteri, Acipenseriformes, Acipenseridae. The record is from RefSeq and is a predicted model, not a curated record. The coding region runs from base 1046 to 2791 and encodes 581 amino acids.
UUAUUAUUAUUAUUAUUAAUUACAGGUUAGUUGUUUGUGACGCGCGGGUUUGUCAGGUCCUUUGUUUGAUAAAUGGACACGGCAUGGCCGGGUAUCAACAAGACCGAUUCAAUUAAACUGAAAACGCCGGCUAAACGAAUAAAAAAAACGAGGUAACGCUGUUUUUAUGUUUAAUAUUAUUGACAACGUAUCUGAGGCUGUAACGGGUGAUAGACGCGAGCUUACCCCCGCCCGGGGGGGGUCCCUGACUCUGCAUUUUCAGUUGUCAUCCCAGGGGGGUGGGGAGGGAUACAUUUAUCUCCUGCAAUAAAAGAUUUUGAAUUAACAGUGAUUUCUUCGGGACAUUUUAAACCUAUUUAAAAAGAUUUUUACGCAAACUGACUUCAUAAAAACCUCGGUCUUAACACUUCAGAGCUUAAGAUCAGUAGCACAUUGUAUUAACAUGAUUUAAAAAAAAUAAGAAAGAAAAGGAAUGGAGUUUAGUUUCACUGGAGCCGGAUCAUACAGUUUGGCUGUAUAAAGUGGAUCAGGCUCGGAUUCCACUCACCCGUCAUUGUCAUCCAACAGUACCGGUGUGUACACGGUAGCAAGGCAAAUUAUUAUUAUUAUUAUUAUUAUUAUUAUUAUUAUUAUUAUUAUUAUUAUUAUUAUUAUUAUUAUUAUUAUGUAUUUCUUAGCCCUUAUCCAGGGCGACUUACAAUUGUUACAAGAUAUCACAUUAUUUUACAUACAAUUACCCAUUUAUACAGUUGAGGUUUUUUUUACUAGAGCAAUGUAGGUAAAGUACCUUGCUCAAGGGUACAACAGCAGUGUCCCCCACUGGGGAUUGAACCCAUGACCCUCCAGUCAAGAGUCCAGAGCACUAACUGUUGGCAAGUAUGACUGUAUCCAUAAAAAACAACUGCAUUUAUCCUGAAUGAUGGCAGAUUAGCAAAUGUGUGAUUCCUAAAGAUAUUCUGAGCGGUUGAUUCGGUAUAAUAAAUAAGUACCUUAGUGAUUCUCUUAACUGUUUAAAUUGUGUACUGCAGAUGUAUCCAGGCUUGCCAUGAGGUUUUGUUCUUUGUCUAAUUUAUGCCCCCCCACCCCCUACUGGAAAUUUGACAAAUCGCACCCUGGGAGCAGAGAAAAUUGCCGAUAUACCACAGGGCAGCAGCUACUAAACAGAACCCUGUGUGCUGCCAUAGACAGUGUGAAGAUGGAGUCUGUCCAGAUUAAAGAGGACUUCCCUGAACAUGAACUCCUCCACUGUACAGAGGAGUCCUCUGGGCUGGCUUCCCUCCCCAUUAAACAGGAGUGCUUUGAGAGGCAAUGUGACUGCUGUCUGAUGGAGGUCUCUGAGAUUAAAGCUGAGCACAACGAACUGAAGAUCUCCCCGACAGAAGAACUCCUUUCUGUUAAACAAGAAAAGGGGCUGGAAACUGUCCAUAUUAAACAGGAGCCCCCUGAAGUAGAUUUUGACCACAUGGAACCAGGGAAGGAAGAAUCCGAGGACUUCAAACCAAACAUCCCUGAGCUGGAGCCUGUACGCCUGCGGGAGUGUAGCGUGGUGCUGGAGAGAAUCUGCGUGAGAGAGCAAGGCGCUGGAGAGGAAGGCUCUCCCAACAGCACGCAAGGAGGUGGAAAGGAAGACAGGCGCUCACAUUCAGAAUCCAGUCUAGCAGGUUCCAGUCCAGCAGCUAAAGUGAGGGCGGGCGGUGGAGAAGACCCUGACUGUGGGAAAGGUUUCACUCAGUUAGGGAAUCUUAAAAUUAACCAACAAACUCCCACAGGAGAGAAACCGUAUUGCUGCUCUGCCUGUGGGAAGAGUUUAAGUCUGUCAAACAUUGUGAAGAAACACCAGCGAAUUCACACAGUGGAGAAACCAUAUCGCUGCUCUGACUGUGGGAAGAGUUUCAAUAACUCGGGAUAUCUGAAAAAACACCAGCAAAUUCACACAGGACAGAAACCGUAUUGCUGCUCUGACUGUGGGAUCUGUUUUAGUCGGUCAGACGGCCUUGUUUCACACCAGCGUGUUCACACAGGAAAGAAACCGUAUCGCUGCUCUGACUGUGGGAAGAGUUUCAGUCUGUCAAACAACCUAAAAAAACACCAGCGAAUUCACACAGGAGAGAAACCAUAUUGCUGCUCUGUCUGUGGGAAGAGUUUCAAUCAGUCAAUUCACCUUGUUUCACACAAGCGAAUUCACACAGGAGAGAAACCGUAUUGCUGCUCUGUCUGUGGGAAGAGUUUCAGUCAGUCAAUUCACCUUGUUUCACACCAGCGUGUUCACACAGGAGAGAAACCGUAUCGCUGCUCUGACUGUGGGAAGAGUUUCAGUCAGUCAAUGCACCUUGUUUCACACCAGCUAAUUCACACAGGAGAGAAACCGUAUCAGUGCUCUGACUGUGGGAAGAGUUUCAGUCAGUCAGUCCAGCUUGUUUCACACCAGCGUACUCACACAGGAGAAAAACCAUAUCUCUGCUCUGACUGUGGGAAGAGUUUCAGUCACUUAGGAGACAUGAAAAAACACCAGCGAAUUCACACAGGAGAGAAACCAUAUAGCUGCUCUGACUGUGGGAAGAGUUUCAGUCACUCAGCAAACAUGAAAAAACACCAGCGAAUUCACACAGGAGAGAAACCGUAUCGCUGCUCUGACUGUGGGAAGAGUUUCAGUCAGUCAGGCAGUCUUGUUUUACACCAGCGAACUCACACAGGAGAGAAACCAUACAGCUGCUCUGACUGUGGGAAGAGUUUCAGUUUUAAACAAAGCCUUCAAAAACACCAGCGAAUUCACACAGAAGAGAUACCUUAACACUAGAAAACCCAGAGAUAUAAUACCUAGAAGCCCUGCAGCAGUCUUUCUGACUGCUGUAUUCAAAACACUGUAAAUAGUUUUACGAAAAGAGACAGUCGGAUGUAUUUAGUCACAAACAUCCGAAGCAUGCAUGCAUGCAUAUAUAUAUAUAUAUAUAUAUAUAUA